UAAUUGGGAUCGACUUCGUAGUGUGGCGUUUUUGUAUGAGUACUGACGGAUCAUUUACUAGAAGUCUCAACACGGAGUAAUUGCUGGGAUGGUAUUAAGCCGUCGUCAAGAUGCUGCAAUUUAGUAUGAAUUCUCUCAGCCUCUGUGUUGUUCUGGUCACUGCCGUGCUUUUCAGCUUGAGUUCAGGGAACCAAAUUUGUGAGGUUGUCAGCACAGCGGAUGGGCAAUAUGCACGCUGUGAAAGACGGGGACUCACCUCACCGCCAGGGGAUUUGCCGAACGACAUCUCCACCUUAGAUUUGAGCGAUAAUUCAAUCACAUCUUUAGGUAGACGUGAUAUGCCAUUUGCCAAAACUGAUAUCGACCCACCUGUCGAUUUUUCAACACAGAAAUACACAAAUUUACGGCGCCUCAUUUUAGCCAAUAACAGGUUAAGCUAUAUUUCGCCUACGGCUUUCCGAGGCUUGCAGUCCCUGGAAGUUCUUGAUUUGUCGGGCAACAACUUGACGUCACUUCCUGACGUGUUUACGAAUCUUACGUCACUGAGAGCGGUGUAUUUGAACAAUUCACCGCACAUGGUCCGGGCGGAUUUCAGAGUAUUUACAACUUUAAGAAAUUUAGAGCAUCUUUCUCUAACAGGAAGCAAAAUUAAAACAAUUGACAUAAAAUUUCACAUUGGUUUGAAAGAAACCAGAUUACGUUUACUGAAUUUGACGAACAAUGGGAUUUCCUACAUUCAGGCGUACGCAUUCAAGGAAAUAGAGACGCUAGAAACUGUUAUUCUUGACCAGAACGCUCUCUCAGAAUCGGAAAUAGCCCUCUCUCUCUACGGUCUCCGUGAUUCCCAAAUCAAGUCGUUAUCUCUUCGUAAUUUUCACGACAAACUGACCUAUCUAACGCCAUCGACUUUCUGCAACUUGCAAUCAACGCAAAUUAAAAAUUUAUCUGUGGCUCAUAACUUUGUCAAGUCGCUCAGAGCUGGAGUUUUCACCUGCGUUUCAACUUUAGAGCACUUGGAUUUAUCCUUCAGUUUCUACUUAGAGUCAAUAAAUGACCGAACUUUCCAUGGCUUGCGAUCCUUAAAAUCGCUCAAUCUUCGUGCUGCUCGCCUCAGGGACAUUCCUACAGCGCUUGGCAGACUUCGGUCUUUGGAAUACUUGGAUUUAUCUAACAAUCUGAUUCAUGAUCUUUCUCCUUCGUCAGCUCUUCGUUACCUGCGUAAACUGAAAACGUUACUGCUCAAUGAAAACGAUCUGAAAUAUCUGACAAAAGAUUCAUUCCACGGUCUUCAAAGUCUGGAGUUUUUAGACUGUGGGUAUAACUCUCUUGCGUCCAUCGAGGAUGGAUCCUUCAAAGAUCUUCAUAAUCUGAAGAGCCUAAUUUUGCCCGAGGUUUACGUGGAUAGUUUGACCAAAGAAAUGAUACAAGGACUAGAGAACUUGACCGUCCUUGACCUACAAUCAAGCACGAUACGCAGCCUGUCGGAUGACGUAUUUACGGAGACUAAAAAUCUUAAAUCCAUUAAUCUUGCAGGUAAUCAACUGCAACUAAUAAGUUCGACAUUCAGAAAUCUGGCACAUUUGAAAGCUCUGCGGUUACAAAACAAUAAGAUAGAAUACUUUGAUGAUCACGCUUUCACUGGCACCAACAAUCUUACUAUAUUAAAUCUAGGUGUAAAUAAAUUAAAGACUUUUCCUCAAGCGAUUGUCAGCUCUAAGAUCCAGGGUUUGCAACACCUGAACAUAUCCCAUAAUCUCAUCGCUACAAUUGGCGGAGUCGCUUUAGACAAACUGCACCGUCUCAGGACCUUUGACGCUCGUGAUAAUCCAUUUGAAUGCAACUGCGAUUUGGCAUCGUUUGUAUUUUGGUUGAAUUCAAGUUCUGCUGAAGGAAAAGACGAAUUGUGGCCGUCCCCAGCGGAGUAUGCCUGUAGCUCCCCAGCUCCGCUGAAAGGUUCUCAGAUUUUCCUGCAGGAUUACAGCGAUUGUCAGACCUACCCCUACCCCGACGGUUCAAAGGGAGCCUCAACAAUCACGAUACCAGUGAGGUUGAGGAAAGGCUAA
Molecule: messenger RNA, 2063 nt
Organism: Lingula anatina
Lineage: Eukaryota; Metazoa; Brachiopoda; Lingulata; Lingulida; Lingulidae
Product: toll-like receptor 2
Cellular component (GO): extracellular matrix
Molecular function (GO): protein binding
Source: RefSeq, a predicted model, not a curated record